This is a messenger RNA of Amphiprion ocellaris (clown anemonefish), 510 nucleotides long. RefSeq names its product PHD finger protein 5A (gene phf5a). NCBI's taxonomy places the organism in Eukaryota, Metazoa, Chordata, Actinopteri, Pomacentridae. Gene Ontology annotation, cellular component: U2 snRNP; U12-type spliceosomal complex; precatalytic spliceosome. The coding region runs from base 83 to 415 and encodes 110 amino acids. The transcript is spliced from 4 exons. The record is from RefSeq and is a predicted model, not a curated record. Gene Ontology annotation, biological process: mRNA splicing, via spliceosome.
GCAGCGGCUCCUCCUGCAGGUUUCUGCGGUCAAAGGCUAAAGUUGAACCGACCUAGCAGCGCUCUCCUUACGUUAGCGGACCAUGGCUAAACAUCACCCAGACCUGAUUUUCUGCCGAAAACAAGCCGGUGUCGCUAUCGGGAGGCUCUGCGAGAAAUGUGAUGGAAAGUGUGUCAUCUGUGAUUCUUAUGUGAGGCCGUGUACGCUGGUCCGUAUUUGUGAUGAGUGUAACUACGGAUCUUAUCAGGGACGUUGUGUCAUCUGUGGAGGACCUGGUGUGUCUGACGCCUACUACUGUAAAGAGUGCACCAUCCAGGAGAAAGACCGAGAUGGGUGUCCUAAGAUUGUAAACUUGGGCAGCUCCAAAACAGAUCUGUUUUAUGAAAGGAAGAAGUAUGGCUUCAAGAAGAGGUGAAGACACGGCGGGCCAGUCUUUGUCUUAGUUUUUCAGAUUUUCUUAAAAACUUCCAAGAAACAUUUUUUGACUUGUCAAUAAAGCUCGCUUUUAUA